Messenger RNA from Sciurus carolinensis (gray squirrel), 1811 nucleotides. It is a transcript of the gene Cmbl, whose product is annotated as carboxymethylenebutenolidase homolog. Gene Ontology annotation, molecular function: hydrolase activity. The transcript is spliced from 8 exons. The record is from RefSeq and is a predicted model, not a curated record. The coding region runs from base 439 to 1314 and encodes 291 amino acids. NCBI's taxonomy places the organism in Eukaryota, Metazoa, Chordata, Mammalia, Rodentia, Sciuridae.
GCAAGCGCGCUCCGUCACCGCGUCGGCUUCCCGUGCAGGCGCGAGGCUCCUCCCUCUCCGCCGCCAGCUGGGGCUCCCCGGGCUCCUGCUCCUGCUGCGCUCUCGCGGUCUCUUGGGUGCAGAGCAGUUCUCAGGCCGCGCGACAAGAACUUCAUCAUGUAUGGAAGUCUGACUUCUGAGUUCUUCAAAUCCCUGGGGUGCAUGGCAGGAAAACCACACGCUGACCAUUCAUUCUUUACUACCCAUUUCUGAUUCCCAGCAAGUCUUUGGUUACACGGUUGAAAGAUAACUUUCGGCAAAAGGACUUGGCCCUGACACACAGGCUUGGACUCGCAGCUGGGAGCAGGUCUGGGCCAGUGUCCAGCCUGCCACAUUGGACACACCCUUUCUGUGGAAGAGUCAACUUGAAAUACCCGUCGAGAAGGUCACUCUUUGGCUAUGAAAAUUCCUUCUGGAACGUGGACAACAACUGAAGACAAAGCAAACUAUUCUUAUCAGAGGCUGCUUUGCAACAGCCAGUGUUUCCUGUGGUCUCUGGGUCCUUACAGGACAGCUCAGCCGAUCUUGAGGUUUCUGAUGGCUAACGAAGCUCAUCCUUGCCCCUGUGACAUUGGCCACAGGCUCGAGUAUGGAGGCAUGGGGCAUGAAGUUCAAGUCGAGCACAUCAAGGCUUAUGUCACCAGAUGCCCCGUUGAUGCAGGCAAAGCUGUGAUUGUCAUUCAAGACAUCUUCGGAUGGCAGUUGCCCAACACCAGGUAUAUGGCUGACUUGAUCUCAGGAAAUGGAUACACAACCAUCGUUCCCGACUUCUUUGUGGGGCAAGAGCCGUGGAGCCCCACUGGGGACUGGUCCACCUUCCCCGAGUGGUUGAAAACGAGAAAUGCCAGGAAGAUCAAUAAAGAGUUCGAUGCUGUCCUGAGGUACCUGAAGCAACAGUGCCAUGCCCAGAAGAUUGGCGUCGUGGGCUUCUGCUGGGGUGGGAUCGCCGUGCAUCACGUGAUGAUGACGUACCCAGAACUCAGGGCAGGGGUGUCCGUCUACGGCAUUGUCAAGGAUUCUGAAGAUAUUUACAGUCUAAAGAAUCCCACGUUGUUCAUUUUUGCUGAAAAUGAUGCUGUGAUUCCACUGGAGCAAGUCUCCUUGCUGACACAGAAGUUGAAAGAACACUGCAAGGUUGAAUAUCAAAUUAAAACAUUUUCUGGGCAAACGCACGGUUUUGUGCAUCGCAAGAGAGAAGACUGUUUACCUGCCGACAAGCCUUACAUUGAUGAGGCAAGAAGGAAUUUAAUCGAGUGGCUGAACAAAUACAUUUAGUAGUGAAUGGGUACUCGCUCACAACGAGAUUCAUCCAAAUGUUUGCCUUCAAAUACUUAUCAUUUGAUUUUUUAAUUUUAUAUCAAAUAAAGGUUGGAAUCCUGAAAUUCAUUUAAUCUGAAACACAUUCAGUAGAAAAUGUUAAUAUAUGAAAAUAAUUUUAACAUGUAUAUCAAAUAAAAAAUAAAAAAAUAGAUCUGGACCUGAAGAAUUUGAAUGAUCACUACCCUAGUUAAUAGAGAACACUGGGUUAUUCAGGGACCAGCUGACAGCACAGGGGUGGCCUCUUUGGUCUUUAACUGAACACACCCUGAAAAUGACUAAGGUGUGAAGAACCUCACUGAAAGCUGGGGCAGAGUAGGAAUGCAGCUUGGACAUUUAUCUGUCUUAAGAGAGCUUAAGUUGUCACAUUUAUAUGUUGUAAUGAGAAGUAUUACAGAUAAAAUGUUUCUAUGAACCUAAUUAUAUCAUGCUAAUAAACUGUUUUUUUGAAUUUA